AAAAUGGACAUGUACAACACAUCCUCUGUUUUACAGCUAAAGGGCUUCAAUAUCUCCUCUGAAAACGUCUUCCCUGCGUUUCUUUUUGCAACUCUGAGCUACAUGAUUAUAGUUUUCUGCAACCUUAUAUUAAUCCUCACCAUUGUGCUGAACAAAUCUCUGCAUCAGCCGAUGCAUCUGAUUCUGCUUAACCUUCCUAUAAAUGACCUUCUAGGCUCUUCAGCACUCUCUCUACAACUCAUUAAAGAAUUACUGACCAACAGUGGGAUGAUACAACACUCAGCUUGUGUCGCUCAGGCAUUUUUUAUCCACAUCUAUGGAGCGGGUGCUGUGAUUAUUCUGACUGCUAUGGCGUAUGACAGAUACAUUGCCAUAUGUUGCCCUCUGCAGUACAACACUGUCAUGACUUGUGCUCACAUUAUGAGAAUAAUCUCAGGCAUAUGGAUAAGCAAUUUAGCUUUAAUAGGCGUGCUAUUUUUUCUGCUUUUGCGCUUGCCCCGCUGUGGAUCUGAAAUAACACAUCUCUACUGUGAUAAUCCGUCUUUGCUGACUUUGGUCUGUGCUGACACAACCAUCAACAACAUUUAUGGGCUUUGUAUUGUGGCCGCUUCACAACUGGUGGGCAAUGGCAUGAUUUUAUACACGUAUCUCUGCAUCCUUGUUGCAUGCUUCAGAUCUAAACAUUCAGACACAAAAGCCAAAGCUCUGCAGACUUGUGCAACUCAUCUAACUGUAUUUCUCUUGUUGGAGUGUCUCGGUCUUUUCACAAUCAUAUCAUACAGACUAAAGAACAUUUCGCCACAUUUAAGAAGAUUCAUGGGGUUGUCGACCUUAAUUUUCCCCCCAACACUGAAUCCAAUCAUCUAUGGCCUGAAAACAAAAGAAAUUCGAGAAAAAAUAGUACACGUUUUAAGGAACAAAAUCCUUCCAACUUAA
This is a messenger RNA of Acanthochromis polyacanthus (spiny chromis), 936 nucleotides long. RefSeq names its product olfactory receptor 52B2-like. Bases 4 to 936 code for a protein of 310 amino acids. The record is from RefSeq and is a predicted model, not a curated record. Gene Ontology annotation, cellular component: membrane. The transcript has a single exon. Gene Ontology annotation, molecular function: olfactory receptor activity; G protein-coupled receptor activity. Lineage: Eukaryota; Metazoa; Chordata; Actinopteri; Pomacentridae. Gene Ontology annotation, biological process: G protein-coupled receptor signaling pathway.